CAUAUUCGUCGCUCAGCCAGAUUCACCAACAAAGUCGGACGCAGCCCCUGCCUGAUUUCAGGAGGUUGGCGGUGCAGGUGGCUCUGAAGAGAGAUUCGUUUUCGCCAACAGAAUCGACUGAGCAAAAUUGCAAAAUUGCUACAAACUUGGCGGCUGAAACAAAAAGAAAAGGUGUUUGAGAUAAAUUAUUACAUAUACGCAGAGUCAAUUUUGCGCAAUUUUGUAUGACGACUAUGACGGCGGGCGAAUCGGCACCGAAUCGGCCGAAUUUAGCAAUAUUGUUAUUAUCGUUCCGCAAACUUGUUCCUCUUUGCAGAUUUUGCAGGUCCAGAGUCCAGAGGCUGCAGAAGUGCAGAUGCAGAGAGGACAUCAGGGCAACUCAGGGCUUGCUCAGGGCACUCAGGGCAGCACCGGCGACAAGUGUUGUGCAAAGGAGUUGCGGCGAUCCGACCAACGUUGACCAAAAUCAAUGUUAUUACCCCAUUUCACCAGAGAAAAGGUGAUUCAGUUGAUUUAUUCAGCUAAUAUUGUAGCUUUUGCCACUUGAUUAUCUUGAUUCGCUGAGGAACGCGAAUCUACGGACUGAAAAACACAACACUCCCGUGUGUUCGCCGUGUUUUGUUUGGGGGGGGCGUGGCCACUGUGGCCAGAAGGUUUUUUUUUGUUUUUGUUGGUUUUUUUCUUGCGAACAAACCAGCGUGCAUCGCGCUUGCCGUUCUUGUCAAUCGGAGACUGAUAGGAGCGAUUGUGAUUUAAUUUUGGACAUUAUUUAUUAUUUAAUUUCGUUCGUAUAGUCCAAAAUAUAGAAGAUGGAACACAAAGACUAUAAAGACAUGAGCCCAGCCGAACGCCGCAAUUUCGUCAAAGUGGUUGAAAGCAGGAGAAGAAAUUACGGCUCACAAGCUACUUCCAAAAUUGAAAGACUGAAGACGCUGUCGAUGAAAACAAUUGUCCAGAACUACAUGCAUUUCAUCGCACAGAAACCCAGUUCACUGAGACAUUUGCCCAAUUCUCUCAUCCAAGAGUUCCUGGAGUUGAUGGGAGGCAAAAACAAGAAAUUAUUACCGAUGUUUCCAAUUUUUCAAAGGUUGUUGCUCAAGAAACUGCUCAACUCGAACACGACCGAAUUUGAUGGAUGCAAAUUUUCUCCGGACGGAACGAAUCUUUUUACUUGGGAAGAUAUUUUUGGCCACCUAUUGAAAAAGUGUCCAAAAAUGUCCAAAUUUGUCCAAAUUUACGACUUUUAUUGGGGCGUUGAUGCGGCUUUUCCCAUGGAUGAUUUUCUCCGGUGGACUAAGUUGGAGCACGCCAGCAUCAAUCGCUACGUCUGCACUGACGAGCACUUAGAUCUCAUUCAACAGCACUUGCCUCAACUCAAGUACCUCCACAUUGGCAUGGCGGAGAACACCGAAAAAGCAGCCGUCGCCUUUUCAAAGAUGCAGAAUCUCAAACACCUCAGCAUCACUCCAGGCUUGAGAAAUGCGGAGAUUGAUUAUCAACUUCUAACACACUGCGCCGGUCGAACACCAAAUCUGCAAAAGUUUAGCCUUUACGACGAACCAUUUGAAUGUGCCCCGUUUGAUUUAGUCUCGAUGUUCUGGAAAAUGUAUUGGUACAAAAAAAUCACCAUCACAGACGUGUAUAUUGUACUUCCAAUUGAUGGCAACUGGCCGCCCAAUGUGUCUGUCGAGUGCCUUGUAAUUUACUUUGACCAGAGCUCCAAGGAGGAGCAUUUCAAGAGACUGUCUACUGUGCCUUGCUCACCUGCACAACUUAGUAUUGCUGCCGACCCCAGCGAUAUCUACAAACUAGUCAAUAUGUUGGGCCAGAAAACCAAAACCAUCAGCAUCAGAUCAGAUGACAUCGAGCAGAAGUUGCCACUUGACCUUUUGGUCGUCCUCGAGCACUGCCCAAAUUUAGAGCAUUUGGACUACGGCCCUGACGGGUUCUGCUCACCGGAAAUCAUCAGGAAUUCGCCAGAAAAGUUCAGGAACUUGAAAUCUUUUGAGUCCAUUUAUAUUGUUAACAAAGAUCUUGAAGAAGACUCGAAAGCAAAUGGAUUUUACAAACAGUUCCUGCUUGGCUCUGAAUGCCAUGACUGUAAAUACCUGCAGGUUGUGAGCCAUAGUCACGUUCUGGCCAUUUUGGAGGCUGCAGCUGAACGGCCCAAUUGUCUGAAGCUUGUAGAAAAAGUCAGUGUGCUUUUGUACAAAGAUCCAAUGUUGGAGUCUGUCCUCAAGAUGGUCCAGCGCCUCAUCUUCUGCUCACCAAAUCUAGUAAAAGUUUUUCUCUGCCUUAAGAACAAAACAACCACGUCCACCCUCAGCGCCAUUGAAAAAGACCACAGUUGGUUCAAACAACUCGUCACCAAAGUUGGUGUCGCUUGCUUUUUUGUGCCAAACUCCCAUCAUCUCCUGGAAUCAAGUUUUUAUGAGAGGCACUACAGCUCUGAAUUCAUGGAAAAAAGUGAUGUUAGCAGCUCAGACGAAGAGAGUGAUGAUGAUGUCGUCGUGUAGUGAAUUCAAUGAAAGAACUCGGCGAAUUAUUAUUUUGUCUGCUUGGUAAGAGAUCCAUGUUAAACUAAAGAUCUCAAUUUCCCUUCGUAAUCAUUGUGAUUGAAUUUUAAAUUGUAUUUUAUAGAAAUGAAUUAACACGACGAAUUUAACAUUUUGAAGCUUUUAUGAGAAAACCAAGGUGCCAAAACUAUUUCUUAUUUGCAGAUUGUUUGCAUUUAGAUUAAAUCAAAUAGUCAGAAAGCCUGCUGUGAUUCAAAAUGAAAAUUUCUUGUAUUCCUAUUAAAAUUUGAAAAAUUACAGCCUCUUGCAAAAAUGCUUAUAAUAAGUCAAGUCUCGCUUUGUCCGUCCCAACAUGAGCACCAUGACUGCCUUGAUCUUAAACUAGUUGUUAUGUAAACAAAAUCAAAGUAUAAUAAUAAAUAUUUCAAAUAUUAAUACUGUUUUCACUUGCCGGAAAUCAGAUUCAAUUUUUCUUUAAGUGUGUCUCAGCUUUUUAUUUUCUUUAAAAAUUUAUCAUAAUAAUAUUUCACAACUUGCGAUCACUUUUUGUGAUUUGUUAGACAAUUGCUCCACUACAGUUUGAAAAUUUGCACAUUUUUGCUUGAUGCAACAAUGCAAUUUUGUUUCCAAUUGUUUUAGCCAAUUUUCUGCACGGCUAUCAACAAUAGAAAAACUAAU
This is a messenger RNA of Neocloeon triangulifer, 3194 nucleotides long. RefSeq lists its product as uncharacterized. The transcript has 7 exons. Lineage: Eukaryota; Metazoa; Arthropoda; Insecta; Ephemeroptera; Baetidae. The record is from RefSeq and is a predicted model, not a curated record. Bases 810 to 2516 code for a protein of 568 amino acids.